Molecule: messenger RNA, 3048 nt
Organism: Spea bombifrons (plains spadefoot toad)
Lineage: Eukaryota; Metazoa; Chordata; Amphibia; Anura; Pelobatidae
Gene: ZC3H12A
Product: zinc finger CCCH-type containing 12A
Exons: 6
Coding region: 165-2150 (661 amino acids)
Biological process (GO): 3'-UTR-mediated mRNA destabilization; nuclear-transcribed mRNA catabolic process, RNase MRP-dependent
Cellular component (GO): nucleus; cytoplasmic ribonucleoprotein granule
Molecular function (GO): RNA endonuclease activity; mRNA binding; metal ion binding
Source: RefSeq, a predicted model, not a curated record
UGAAGAAGGGGAGUGGACGAAAAAAAUAGGCAGGUGACAGCAGACAACACCUACCAGAUUUAUAAAAACGGUUUCCGCCGAGCAAAUCUGCAGAGAGCAAUGCUCGCAAUCCCCUGCUCCCUCGCAGCGCAGAGUCAACGACGAAACCGCUGGACUGGAGGUCAAUGCAGAAUUCCACUGAGGAGGUCAGCAUGGAGGGUAGUCCUUUUGACUUAAGCUGGUCUUUGGAGUUGGCGAGCUGCAAUGAACCCUCCUCCAAUACCACAAUCAAAAUGAAUGAUACCCUACAGAUUAAUAAUACCAUGAUGUAUGGAGACAACCCACAAAUAGGAUAUCAUAGUCUAAAUUAUCUACCCUCCAAAGUGAGUCAAAAAAAUCCACGAGGGGAGCAGGACAGAUCUAUCGAAAAACCCAAAUCACCUGAACAAAAUGAGAUGCAGAUGAAAGUAGACUUUUUCCGAAAGCUGGGUUACUCACCGGAGGAAAUUCUUGCUGUUCUGCAGAACCAUGGAGUUAAUGCAGACACUAACACUGUGCUUGGUGAACUGGUGAAACACGGAGCAAACACAGAGAGAGAAACUGUGUCAGAUGAGUCUUUGGAUUCCUUGCUAGUUCCUCAAGGAGAUUUGGGAACCAGAACUACACAGUCAUCAACUUCUGUGGAAGAUAGCAGUGGAAAUAAUUUAAGACCAGUUGUCAUAGAUGGCAGCAAUGUGGCUAUGAGCCAUGGCAACAAAGAGGUAUUCUCAUGUCGAGGAAUUCUGCUGGCUGUCAACUUUUUCUUGGAAAGAGGACACACAGAUAUUACAGUCUUUGUACCUUCGUGGAGAAAGGAACAGCACAGACCUGAAGUGCCCAUCACAGAUCAGCAUAUUCUGACUGAGCUAGAAAAGAAGAAGAUCCUGGUUUUUACGCCAUCUCGUCGUGUAGGAGGAAAACGAUUGGUCUGCUAUGAUGAUAGGUUCAUUGUGAAACUGGCCUUCAAAUGUGAUGGUGUAAUUGUUUCAAAUGACACCUACAGAGACCUACAGAGUGAGAAAGUAGAAUGGAAGAAAUUCAUAGAGGAACGUCUGCUUAUGUACUCAUUUGUCAAUGACAUAUUUAUGCCUCCUGAUGAUCCAUUGGGUCGACAUGGACCGACCUUGGAUGACUUUCUGAGAAAAAAAACAUCUGGAUCAGACAACAAGAAAAUGCAGUGUCCUUACGGCAAAAAAUGCACCUAUGGGAUAAAGUGUAAGUUUUAUCAUCCAGAAAGAAUAAACCAGACUCAGCGUUCUGUGGCAGAUGAACUGCGUGAAAACGCAAGGCUCUCUCCUACUAAGGGAGCUGUAUAUGCUAUGGAAGACAAAAAAACAAGGAAACUUUCAGUUGCAGAGGUUCCCUCUACGGAGUCUGACAAGUCAUCUAUGCAGAAGCUGCCUAUUGAAAGAACCAGCUCUUUGCAAAAGGUUAGAGCAAUAGAUAAAACCCCAGUAAAACAAUAUUACAAUGGAACUCCUGAAUGGUACCCUUCUGGCACCUCCUUAGACUCUCUUUCCUAUAACUCUCUUGAUUCUGGCAUUGACAUAUGGACAAGUACAUCAAACAGCUACUGUGAUCCUUCUAAUGAGUCUUCUGGAUAUGAAAGUUUUUGCAACUGCACUCAACAAAGACAAUGUAGUCAGCACAGAAAUAAUUUGGACAAUGACGGUUGCAAACACUAUGCUUCCCAAAACUCUGUCACGCACAGUCAUAGUCCUGUACCUUACUUCCCAUAUAACCCUUCAUCGCCUUGGUCAUCCCAGAACACCACUCAUCAGAUCUAUAGAAGAGAACUUACCAAUUCAGCUCCUGCUUGCUACAACAGUCUUCCUAAUCAAUACAAGACUUCUUCUGGAUCAUCACUUAAAUACUGGUCUGAGCCAACCCCAACUAAUAGGCACCAGAAUAACUACCCUGUGUACGGGCCCAUUCCUACUUCUUCUAACGAUUUCCAGCAGUGGCCAAACUCUAAACCGUUCACAGCAGAACAAAUGAGAGUUCGCACCAAGCUCUGUGCUGUCUUCCAACCCUCAAUAGUAGAUGCAGUAAUGAGUAUGUUUCCGCAAAUACUGGAUCCAAAGAGGUUAGCAGCUGAAAUAUUUACUUACAAGUGCCAGAACGGGCUGUGAAAGGAACCAGAUAUUGGCUUGAUGGUGUGUGUUAAAUAGCUUUAUAGCCUUAAACAGUCAGUCCCCAUCACCACAAUCAUAUGCUAGUUUUCCACCAUCCGUAGUCCAAAACAAUUAAGUGCAAUCGCCAUUAUCGGUACCAAAGCAGAAAGAGAAGUGGAUAUGUGAGAAAAUACUAUUUUACUGAAAAGUUACUUGGUUUGUGGACUAAGCAAAAGGUUGGUGGAUUAUGUGAAUUUACAUACUACUGGUUGAUAUGAAUACAAUUUAAACAACAUUCUAUCAACUAUGUUUCAAUCAUAUCUGUAACUAAGUAUUCAAGAGCAUUUUUAAUAAAACAUAUAAUACAUAGAAGAUAUUGUAGGUUACUGAUGGACCCAGUUUUAUAUGUCCGUGCUCUCCUUUACAUCAAGUUAGGUUAGAGGAACAGGUGAUGUAAGAUUAAACCAAUUGUAAAUUUAGUCAUGUAAAAUGAGGAUUGCCUGUAAUCUAUUAACAUACAGAAUGUUUAUUUUGUUCAAAGCAACAACGUCCUAUCAUAUUAGCUACCGUGUUAAUUAACUGUUCUAUAUGCUCAUUCAUUUUUUUAAAAAGGGGCCGUGAACAUGUUUGGGUGUAUUGCAGAUUAAUUUUAGUGGAAUUCAGGAGUUUGUCUUUCACAGGUUAAGGAGUCCUUUUUAUUUUUUAACAUGAUGCUUCUCAUCUUAGUUAUACAAGUAAUUAAUGUAAUGAAGAAAAUGUAUAUAUUAAAUAUAAACAGAAAUAAUUGAUAGAAAAAAUCACUGUCAAUGGACAGUUGACAUGUUGAUACAUAUUGUAUCUGAAUAUAAGUCCUGCUGUUAAAUGCAGUCAUUGAGUGAAAGGAGCAACACACAGAAACAUUGAACAGAAAAUAAAA